UAUUUUAUAAUUAUUAAAAAAUCAGAUAUACAAUGUUAUAACUCAAUUACUUUUUCUAUAUUCACAGCACAAUUCUUAAACCCCAAAAUUAAAUUAUUUUUAGAAAAUAACAGCGCCCUGCAAACAGAGAUAUUUUGUAUUUAUCGCAUCUUACAUGCAAAUAUACCGCAACGUCCUCUGUCGGUAGAUCGUGUAAGCACUUCGGAGUCCAGCGACUCCAAGUCGGUGUCCACCACGAGCUUUUAGGUUAUAUUAACCUCUGCAGUGAAAUAUUGAAAUAACAAUAUCUCGAAACGAAUAUUUCUAAGAACAAACGCUCGCUCUAAUGUCAGCUUAAGAAUGUGUAUUAAAAAUAAACAUUGAGGCAAUAAAUUUGAUAAAAGUUUAGUGUUUUGAUGCAAUGAUAUUACAUUCUGCCGAAGUCUGAGAAUCUCGUACACCCUUCUUCCAGUAUUAUUGUCGCAGGAUUUGUAAAGGGCUGACGGUUUGAAGAGAAAUUUGUUUCAAGGGACGAUUAGUCAUGUCAGGACUGUUCGAGCAAAUCAAGCUGCUCUACGAUCAGGCGUUGUACUGCAAUGUCAUCUCCCUGACGAAUCUGGUGCUCUCUCUCAGCGAGCACAAUACCGACCUGCUGCCCGGCUACAGCAAGUUCCACGUGUACGUGUAUUACGCGGACGCUCACUUUCAUCUGGGCAAGUAUCGCAGGGCGGAAACUCUGUACAAGAAGGCUCUGCAGUUUCGCAAGUGUCUACUGAAGUCUAAAGGCACGGGAAAACCCAUGCUGGAUGGACAGAAGGAUCUGCCGUCGGAUGUCAACAUCAAGUAUCAGAUCCACUUGUGCCUGGUCAAGUCCAAGAACCUGCAGGAAGCGCUGCAAGUGCUGCAGAGCAUCCCUGGGAAGCAGCGCACCGCCAAGGUGAACAUGGCGCUGGCCAAAAUGUUUCACGAGCAGGGAAUGGAACGGUCUGCUAUUACUACAUACAAGGAAGUUUUGAAGGAGUGUCCACUGGCACUAGAAGCAGCUGAAGGCCUCCUGUCUUUGGGAGUGAAGGGUGUAGAAGUCAACUCCCUAAUUGUUAGUUCUGUCUCUAGUUCGAUGAACUUGGAGUGGCUUAACACAUGGAUCAAGGCUCAUGCUCACAUUCACAAUAGGGAAUACACUCAUGCUGUGACCACGCUCAGGUCAUUGGACAAUGUUGUUCUGCUCAGGGAUAAUUUUAAUCUAUUGACUAUCAUGGGUGAGUGUUAUUACUACGCUGGCGACGAUAAGAAUGCUCUGCUGUGCCUGAGGAGAGCUCGCGUUAUUGAACCAGAUAUAACAAAAGGAGUGGACAUGUAUGCCGCAGUUUUGUACAAAAUGCACCACAUUAAAGAACUGGAGCGGCUGAUACCGGCGAUAACUGCCAACAACGAAUGUACCGGCGAGAUUUACGUAGCCAUGGCAUACUCUUUGUAUGCAGCUAGAAAAUUCAGCAGGGCAAAUACUCUCACCGCUCAGGCACUAAACCUGAAUCCUAACGAUAUAGAGGCUACGAUAUUACGGGGCAAUAUUCUUAUUGAGCAGAAGAAAUAUCAGGACGCUUUGUUUUUCUUCAGACACGCCGUACAAUUGAAAUCAUAUAGGUACGAACCGCACAAAGGCCUGGUAGAUUGUCUUGUCGGGAUGCACAGGUUGCGAGAGGCUCUGAAUAUCGCCAGUAGCUCUUGCAAGCAACUUGGCCAUACCGCUAGGGUUUUAACGUUAUAUGCAUCCGUUUUGAUGAAAGAUCCUGUAUCAGUGAGCAAGGCCAAGAAUCUUCUUGAAAAAGCAUUGUCUCAAGAUGAGGUCUACUUACCCGCGGUAUACUUGCUCGCGGAAAUAUACGAACAGGAAAUGAAUUUGGAAGCAGCCAUUGAAUUACUUGAGAGACAGGUGGAAAUUCACUCUACCUGUAAGCUCCAUCAGACUUUAGGAGAUCUAUGGGCAAGAAUGCACAAUGAGGAGAAGGCUCUCGAUCAUUAUGCCAUAGCUUUAAACUUAGACCCGAACAACAGGAGGGCUAUAGAGGGAAUGCACCGGUUAGACAAUUCCUCUAGCAAACUGGAUUCCGCUUAUUACAUGACCGUCGGUGAGGAACAGGCCGAUACGACUUACGAUGUUGGUGAUGGUCUACCGGACACAGAUAACGACGAGGCGCCUGAGGAGAGUGAGACUGAAGCCAUUUGGUCGGAUAUGGAUUUAGAAGCCAAUAGCCAGUAGUCAUUUUUAUUGCAGGAACGAAUAGACAAUGAAGAUCGGUCGAGGUUUCGGCUUCGGACCAAUUCCACAUUACAACGGAUUAUUUUAAAAUGAAUCUUGGGAGAAUAAUUUGUUAUGAAUGAAAUGAGACUGAGAUUGUUCGUGAUUAAUAUUAUUUGAGAGUAAUACAUCGUAGACAAUUUACUUGUUUUUAUAAUGAAUUCAAUGAUUGUUGUACCAUCAUGGAGUUCUGUUGCCUACUUUAAAAAAUAUAAGGUAAAUGCGUUAAAUUUUUAUUAUAUAUAAUUUCUAUUAUGAAAAUAUUUUUUUAUAAAAAGGUGAACUAUAUAGUGUUGUUAAAUUCAAGUACAGGAAGAUCAAGACAAACCAACAUAUAUAUAUCUGUCGUUUAGUAUAUUAAUACAAUUUAGAUUUCGUUAAAACACAAAGCGCAAAGUAUUCAAUAAUAAAAUAUAUACAUAUA
Messenger RNA from Monomorium pharaonis (pharaoh ant), 2702 nucleotides. RefSeq names its product anaphase-promoting complex subunit 7-like (gene APC7). Bases 521 to 2239 code for a protein of 572 amino acids. The transcript has 4 exons. Lineage: Eukaryota; Metazoa; Arthropoda; Insecta; Hymenoptera; Formicidae. Gene Ontology annotation, biological process: cell division. Gene Ontology annotation, molecular function: protein binding. The record is from RefSeq and is a predicted model, not a curated record.